AUGCCAGAUCCUGUUCAAAUUCCUUCAGGUAAAAGUAACCUAACGUCAUUUCCGACUGCUUCUCCUCAACAUGUUCUACCGAUACCGAAAGUGGAACAGAAUAAGAAAAGAACUUCUCGAAAAAAAGGAAAAACAGCAAUUCUGACUUUAUCGCCAUAUUUCGAAGAGUUGAAAAAGGCCAAGGAAGAAACAAAAACUAAGGCGGCUAAAAAAGUAGAGCGAGUAAAAAGAAAAGUCAGCUUCAGUAAAGACGGAAGUAAAGCCACUAAAGAGAAAGUGGUUAAAAAGAAGAGGGUGUUGUUAAAUAAAGAUCUGAAAGACAAGACAAGAGACUCUGAUUCCAGUGACACUGAAGAUGAUGCCGAGUGUUUAUACUGCCAAGACUUCUAUUCAACUUCCAAUGAAGGAUGGGUAGCAUGCUCAUCGUGCUACAGUUGGGGACAUAAUUCUUGUGCAGACGUAGAUAGUGAGGAUGAUGAAUCAGUUUUCAUCUGUGAAUUAUGUGUAAAUUAA
Molecule: messenger RNA, 513 nt
Organism: Diabrotica virgifera virgifera (western corn rootworm)
Lineage: Eukaryota; Metazoa; Arthropoda; Insecta; Coleoptera; Chrysomelidae
Exons: 1
Coding region: 1-513 (170 amino acids)
Source: RefSeq, a predicted model, not a curated record